AUGCUUACAAACGUAGGAGUUUCAAUUUCAAGUUUUUUUCUCUUGAUAACGCUUGUGAUCAUAUGUGUUUUCAGAGAACUGAGAAACUCGGAUCGUUUCAAAAUCAUGCGGCAUUUAGUCAUCGCUCUAAUAUGUGUCAAUCUAUUCUUUUUGGUCCUUGAAGUUAAGGUGAAAAAUAGAUCCACGAUCACUUGCAGUAUUUUUGCUGGAUGCCUACACUACAGUCUCUUGGCAGCUUUUUGGUGGAUGUUGUUUAUGUCAAGUGAUUUAUACAUGAAAGUUAUACAUCCGUUUGCUGAUCAUAGAAGGCGCUUCUCGAAUAGUCGAUAUGUUGGUUGGAUUGGACCCAUCAUUGUCGUUGGGGUGACUGCUGGUAUAACAAGAGAGAACUAUGCAUCUAAUCAGUGUUGGUUGAAUACUAAAUCAGGUGCCAUCUGGGUUUUUAUUUUUCCAGUGUGCCUUACUGUUUUGGUGGUCGCCGUACAGUUGUUAGUUAUAGGGUAUGCAGCAUUUAAGAAACAUCAGCUACCGAACCAAAGUGAAGACGAGUUGCAAAAACUCAAAAGAAUCAGAACUCUUUUUGGUGGAAUAUUGCUCCUUCUACCAACUGUUGGACUUUCGUGGAUUUUUGGAGUGAUCAUCGUGUUCAGUGAUUCAAAAACCUUUGAACAAAUAUUCGUUAUCUUAAACUCGAUGCAAGGACUCUUUAUAUGGCUCUCACAAUGCGUCUUUAGCGAAGAGGUGCGGAAAGCAUUGAAGAAGAGCUUCAGGAAUCGGGUAACACAAGAUAAAAAUAUCGAAACUGUAAAACGUUCCAAAUGUAACGCCGGGCUCAUCACGACUGAAGACAUAUGAAUGCUAGACAUCCUGCACUGUGGUUUCUGCUAAUGCAUUACCUUGUUAAGAAUGAGCGCGCCCUCAAUUUGCAAUUAAACUUAUUUGUUAGCAGACGACGCGAUCUUAGAAGCAGACCGAAUUCGUUUUUCUAGGACUGCAGGCUGAUAUAAGCACGUAGUAUCUCGAAGUGUUUACUGAAAAUAUAGUUUAGGCUGGCAAUCCGAAUGUUAUUUAAAAUCAUUAGAAUAUGUAUAUAAACGAGAGCAUCAAUGAUGCAAUAGCCCACUUGCCAAUAGCUGGCAAUGUUUAAG
Molecule: messenger RNA, 1148 nt
Organism: Anneissia japonica
Lineage: Eukaryota; Metazoa; Echinodermata; Crinoidea; Comatulida; Comatulidae
Product: adhesion G protein-coupled receptor L4-like
Exons: 7
Coding region: 1-855 (284 amino acids)
Biological process (GO): cell surface receptor signaling pathway; adenylate cyclase-activating G protein-coupled receptor signaling pathway
Cellular component (GO): membrane
Molecular function (GO): G protein-coupled receptor activity
Source: RefSeq, a predicted model, not a curated record